This is a messenger RNA of Wickerhamiella sorbophila, 963 nucleotides long. RefSeq lists its product as hypothetical. The record is from RefSeq and is a predicted model, not a curated record. Bases 1 to 963 code for a protein of 320 amino acids. The transcript has a single exon. Lineage: Eukaryota; Fungi; Ascomycota; Dipodascomycetes; Dipodascales; Trichomonascaceae.
AUGGACAAAUUACUCGAUUUGCGCGAGCUCCUUCGGGAUUUCGUGUUCCGGCCAGCAAUCGGUGUGACCGAGAAAGACAUUCCUGAUUUGAGCGGCAAAACAUACCUGGUCACUGGUGCAUCUAGUGGAAUCGGUUUCUACUCGGCCAAGUUCUUGGCUGUAGCAGGUGCAAAAGUGUAUUUAACCGGCAGAUCCUUGUCCAAGCUAGAGGACUGUCUGGAGAAGAUCCGCGAGCAGCAACCGUGUGCCGAUGUGCACGGUUUACAGGUAGACUACAGUUCACCAGAAACAAUACAGAAGAGUAUUGAGCCAAUUGUUCAGGAGGAAAAACUGAACGGAAUCAUCCACAAUGCCGGAAUGAAUCAUGCGGACGCCACAGUCACAAAGUAUGGCUACACUGAGACCCUGGUCGUCAACGCCAUUGGGCCGCAAAUUGUGCAAAGAAUUUUAGACCCCUUGCUACUGAAAACAGUACAAACCGCUGGCAAGGAUAAUGUACGUGUAAUCUGGGUGGCUUCGUCCGCUCACUUUUUGGCUCCGCCGUGUGGCGGCAUCGACUGGGACGAUCUCAACAACACCGAUCUUGGUGGCAGAGGAUACGCAUACUACGGUGAGACUAAAACGUUUUCUAUUUACCAAGCGAUUCUGUGGGGCCAAAAGUACCUUUAUGACGGCAUUGUGAGCGUAGCAGUGCACCCCGGCAUCAUUACAUCGGAUAUUCGCCGGAACGCGCCAGGGCAGAAAUCUCCCUACGAGAUCUUCUGCCGACCUACGGAAUACGGUGCCUAUGCGGAAAUCAUGCCUCUGUUUAUAAAACUUUCGUCAGCUCGCAAUGGCACGUACUUUGUGCCGUUCGGCCAGCGGGCGCGGAUCCGAGAAGACAUCGAGCUAGCAGCGUACGGUCCUCGCGGCCGAAAGGCCUGGAGAUGGCUCCAAAAAGAAUCAGGCAAGUAUAUUCAGUAA